AUGUCACUUGCGAUGUCGUCAUUUGUCCGUAGACUUGCUUUUAUUGCUAGCACCAUAGGUGGUGUAUAUUUAGCUGACGAUAAAUGGAACGCAAGAACUUUGCAAAGAAAUGUCCUGACAGCAUGGAAUGGCAUUUGUAUAGGACUUGAUUACAAAAUAAACUUUCGACCAGGAAAAGGAGACAAAAUUGAUGAUUUACAUGAGCGUGUUGCAAAAAGAAUUUUAAACGUUUGUCUAACUAAUGGAGGUCUAUAUAUAAAAUUAGGCCAAGCGAUAGGAGUGCAAUCAACAAUUUUACCGGCAGCCUACCAAAAGACAUUUAAACAAUUAUAUGAUGACGCCCCAGCGGUUGAUUUCGACCGCGUUGUCAAAGUAUUUAAAGAAGACUUUAAUUGCCACCCUGAUGAAAUAUUUGAUGAUUUUGAACGUACAGCAAUCGCAUCAGCAAGCAUUGCUCAGGUUCAUCGCGCAAAACUUAAAGAUGGAACACCAGUUGCAGUCAAAGUGCAAAAACCAGAUAUAAGACGGCAAAUAGAUUGGGAUUUAUUAGCAUAUAAAGGAUUGAUGCACAUGUACGAAUACAUUUUUGACCUUCCUCUUGUAUGGUCUGCAGAUUAUACAGAGAAACAUUUAAGACAAGAAGUUGACUUUGAAAAUGAAGGAAGGAAUUCUGAAAGAGUACGGAUCGAAUUUGAAAAGGAGGGAUCAUUGAGUGACAAAGUUUAUGUGCCUAAAGUGUUUUGGGAUCAAACAAGUAAGCGAGUGCUGACUGCUGAAUGGAUAAACGGCAUAAAAAUUACGGAUCGGGAAGGAUUGCAACGGCUCGGGUUUAGUUUUAAUGAUGUUAUGAAGACAGUCAUUGAUAUUUUUGCUGAUCCACAUCCAGGGAAUGUUAUGGUCAGGCCUCAUCCCUCAAAAUCAAAUAAGUACUAUCAAGUUGUGCUAAUUGACCAUGGUUUAUGCAUGGAAGAAUCAAUUGCAUUCCGUCAUCAAUAUUGCUUGUUUUGGAAGUCGCUCUUUCUUAUGGACUCUGACAUGAUAAACCAAAUUUGUAAAGAAUGGGGUAUAAACGAACCAGAAUUAUUUGUGAGUGCUACUUUGAUGAAGCCUUAUACUUCACAAACUGCACUUCAUAUUUCCUCUACACAGGCAGCUACGUUACGAGAUGCAUAUGAAAUGCAGAUGGCUGUGAAAGAUCGCAUCCGGAAAUUUCUUGCUGAUACUGAGCUUAUUCCAAGAGAAUUAAUAUUUGUUGGUAGAAAUAUGAAUAUUGUCCGCGCACUAAAUAGAGAGCUUGGAAGCCCUGUAAAUCGAGUCAAUUUGAUGGGUAAUUGGGCAGUCAAAGGUCUCGGUCCCGAUUGGUCAAAUUGGGGUGGAAAUGCCAAGACAUUUGAAUGGCAGCAACGACAAAUUUCACAAUUUAUUUCAGACGGCGUUCAUCGACUUUCAAUAUCCCAGAAAACGUUUCUGUCAUUUUUUGAGCGCUUUUAUUUUAAUAAUGCUAAAGAAGCUAUUAAUAGCUGGAUAUAUAAUAGUGGGCCCCGUGGAUUCGAAGAGGUUUUGGAUGAUCAAAUAAAAACUUCAUUAGAAGAGAAUUUUGGAAUGAUGUUUAAUGAAAAAAUUUUUGAAGG
Cetraspora pellucida is the source of this 1631-nucleotide messenger RNA. The record is from the annotation of a GenBank genome assembly. Lineage: Eukaryota; Fungi; Glomeromycota; Glomeromycetes; Diversisporales; Gigasporaceae.